This is a messenger RNA of Cloeon dipterum, 2378 nucleotides long. RefSeq names its product fuseless (gene fusl). The transcript has 6 exons. The coding region runs from base 68 to 1525 and encodes 485 amino acids. Gene Ontology annotation, cellular component: presynaptic membrane. The record is from RefSeq and is a predicted model, not a curated record. NCBI's taxonomy places the organism in Eukaryota, Metazoa, Arthropoda, Insecta, Ephemeroptera, Baetidae. Gene Ontology annotation, biological process: clustering of voltage-gated calcium channels; neuron-neuron synaptic transmission; neuromuscular synaptic transmission.
CUGAUAAGGACGCAAACAGUCGCGUGGUUGGGCAACAAAUAAAACCUAAUAGCAGGAUGCCGGAUUGAUGCGAGCGCAGCAAUAUUUAAAUUGGAGCAGACGCGCGAGAAGAAGCUGCGGCAGUCUCGGAGAUAAGGCGGCGAGGCAAACAGUCUCGCGGGCCGGUAAAAGCAGGCGGACAAGCCGCGCGCCAGACGCUCGCUCGCUCGCAGCCAUGGGUCUGGCCGAGCUGCAGGUGCAGGUGCAGUUCAGCCCAGUGCUGGUCAAGAAGAAGAACCAGCACCAGGCCAGUGCAGGCCCCUGGAGUCUCGACGACCGGCCCCCGGAGCCGCAGGACAAGGCCGGCUGCUCGCUCGCCGAGAUGGCCUGGUCCGCUCUCCUCGUCACGCCGCUCGUCGUCGCUCAGUGGCGCGGAUGCUGGGAACUCAUGGUUUUCUACACCCCCGAGCAGAAGCGAGAGCGCGUGCUGUGGUGGUCUGUGGUGGUCGGGGCAGCAUUCGGCGUGGUUUCAGCCUUGCUUCGCGGUGUGCUGACGAAGAGCGCGACGCAGCAGCGACGCACGUGGCGUCAGCGCUUUUGGCUUGCCCUGGGCUCGCGGCUGUACCUGGCCGCCUUCGCCGCCUCCUCGGUGGCCAUGUGGCGCGGCCUGUGGGAGCUCAUCGACAUGCACUGCGGCCACACGUACCAGCUGGCCCUGUUCUCCAUCGGCCUCGGAACCGCGUGCCUCGCCCGCCUCCGCUGCAUGCGAAACCUGUCCGGACCGCCCUUCGUGCUCACCCCAGACCUCAACCACACCAUCUUCGCCUUUCCUACAAGGUACAGGACCUCGGGAUCGAAGGACCCUGCGCUGCACACACUGGACUGCGUGUUCUCCGUAUUCGUGGUGGGUUCGCUGGUGGUGAUCGUGUGGAGAGGCACGUGGGGCAUCCUCGACAGCAUCCUGGUGCCGGAGCACGAGGACACCUCUGCCUGGCUCUCACUGGCAAUCGGAUACGGUGUGACGGCGAUCGGCUUUCUGCUGCAGGUGCCGGCGAGGAUUGCGUGCGACAAACUGUCCGGCGGGCCGCGCCUCCUCGUGGCCGACCUGUACCAGUUUCUCUGCUUCUGCGGCACCGUCAACCUGUGGAGAGGCGUAUGGAACCUGCUCAACAUCUACUUCCUGCCAGAAAAGCCGUUGGUGAGCUAUUGGGUGACCCACUGGGUGUGUCUGGUCGUGCUGAUGAUUCUGUGCUGCGGCAACUCUCUGCUCGUGCGGGGCGUCUACAUCGACGGCGAGGAAGAGGGUGGCCAGUGCGUCGUCUUCCAGGUCAACUACCUCAGAUACCACUACAAAGAAAAGCGGCGGCGGCAGGCGGCAGCCGCGCAGUCGCAGGGCCACGCGGCCUCCGAGAAGCGCAAGGACGCGGAGGCGGCGCGGGGGCCGUCGAUGGCGGCGGCGGCGGGGGCCGUCGGCGAGAACCACCUGCACCACCACCACGUGCACGUGCCGCUGCUGACGCACACGAUGCGCGACACGAUACUCUGAGAUGAGCCGAAUUCCAAUUUUAUUUUUUGGGACCAAAGUGGACAGACUCGUGAGACUGCCUGCACAUGUGCCAACCACAGUGAUUGCAUUCACGUCUCAAAAUGAAAGAAAAUACACAUACAUCUCACUCGCAACAAGUGCAAUAAGUUUUUGAUCCACCUGCACACUGAGAAUGCCGUGAAUUAACCUGAUGUAAAACACACUUGGUCCCCCCUUUACACCUGGAGUCGUGAUUUAGGCCUCUAACGGGAAUUUUGGAUAAAUUUAAUCAAUUAUUCUCCAUACCUCUGGCCUUUAGAGGAUAAAAUCCCUCCUCCAGCCGUGAAAGGGGGUCUAAGUGUGUUGUUGUGCCUUAAAAGCAGUGAAAAUUCUACAUGAUUUUGACGUGUUUGUGUUAUUUUUAUUCAAAUAUGGAAUUCUCAGUGUGUUCCAAUGUAUGAUUGCCACCCUCCUGAUUAUUUAAUAUCUCAUUCAUACGUUUAAAUAAUAUAUGUUUCGUUUAAAUUGCGGUGGCAACCAGACAACCAAGUAUACGCGCGUGCUGUAAUCUCUCGCUCAGGAGAACUCUCUGCAUUUUAUUUCGACGCGACACCGAAUAUUGGAGCAGUUUUAGUGUGUGUGACGAACGUGUGCCUUUCAUGGUGAAAAUGGUUUUUACUCUCUUUUCGAUUUUCAACGCGGGAGAAAUGUCGAGAUUGAGCAGUAUGUAUGAGCAGAGUGGAGUGAAAACAACACUCCGCAAUGCUUUGCAGCCAAUGUUAUUACCAAAAUCACAUUUUAACUUAAUUAUUUUACGUGUUCUUACGAACCAGUGCGAUUUAGAAAAUAAAUUGUUAAAUUUUUCACAUAAAAA